Molecule: messenger RNA, 1346 nt
Organism: Spea bombifrons (plains spadefoot toad)
Lineage: Eukaryota; Metazoa; Chordata; Amphibia; Anura; Pelobatidae
Product: G-protein coupled receptor 4-like
Exons: 1
Coding region: 237-1208 (323 amino acids)
Biological process (GO): G protein-coupled receptor signaling pathway
Cellular component (GO): membrane
Molecular function (GO): G protein-coupled receptor activity
Source: RefSeq, a predicted model, not a curated record
UAUAAUUUGGGGUUCUGUUCCCUUGUUACAUCUCUGUACUUGGACCAUUUCAGCCAAUGGCAUGUCUUUUAUGGCGUGAUCCAUGCCAAUCAGCAAUAGAAUUAAGGGUCGUAUCUGGAUCUCUGGUUGCCUAACAUCCAAACCUGUGGACCCGCCACCAACUUCUUCUUAAUAAAUAACGAUAUGUAAGCGCUUAAAAUAUUUCCUCUGAUUACCAGGACUUUACAUCUCCCGCCAUGUUCUUUCUCAGCACCAUGUGGUCUCCUGGAGAUCGAGUCUCGCCUAACAAAUGGUUCAAUGUUUCCGGCUUCUCCGUUGACUACUCCAACUGUUCGCUCGAAGGAACGUGGCACGCCACGCUUUUUGUUAUCACGUACGGUGUGAGUAUCGUUGUCGGCGUGCCUGCGAAUCUCAUGGCACUUUGUGGAAUCUGCCAUCUCGUGAAAUCCCGGAUCCUCCAUUCGGUUUAUCUCCUGAAUCUCACCGUCGCCGACCUGCUCUACUUAUCGAUCUUGCCUUUAUGGAUCUUAUACUUCAUGAGAGACCACCGCUGGGUUCUAGGUACCUCGGCGUGCAAAGCCAGCGGGACCCUGUACUUCAUCAACAUGUAUGCCAGUGUUUACUUUUUGUGUUGCAUAGCGGUGGAACGGUGUCUGGCCAUCGCUUAUCCCCUGAAAUUCCAGACUCUGAGAACCGUAAGAUGCUACGUUGCCGUCAGCCUAGUCGGGUGGCUGGUUAUCAUUAUGUGCCAGGUCCCCAUCAUCGUGUCGGCGGAGUUUGCCUAUUCCCACCUCUGCUACCAGGGCUACGUGAAAAGCCGGUCGCACGCCGUAGUCACUUGUGCCGCUUCUGUGUUUGGCUUCUUGUGUCCCUCGUUCCUCUUGUUAUUUUGUUACCACGCCUCGAUUCGGGGAAUCGAACACUCUUCGGUAGCGCGGACUGACGCCUUCUGGAUAAAAUCCAUGUUGCUCGCGUGCUUACUGACUUUUCUCUCCUGCUUUGGACCAUAUCACUGUAUAUCUUUAGUUCACGCAGUUCACGUGAUUAUUUACGGUCCCGACUGUGACUUUGUGCUGACAAUCCACUCGUACUACAGGAUCAGCGUCGCCAUCACGAGUCUGAACACCGUCCUCGACCCUCUGCUGUACGUCUAUUUCUGCAAGGAUUUAUCUAAGCAUCUGGAAAAACUCUGCCGUUGCGGACGUUAAACAGACUGGCUGUCAGAGAAACAACGUGGCCAGACCAUAAGGGGACCGGCUGAAGGAAGAGGACACAUUAAUAAAAAGCUGAUUAUAAUGAUUGAAUAGCGAGAUUUUUAAAUAAAGGAAAUGAUUUAAUAUAAUAGA